AUGCAGAAGCUACUUGGAGAUAUUGGAGGUCUUCAGUAAUCCCUCUAUAUUUUAGGAUUUAUACUUAUUGAUUUUUUUUCUAGAAGAAUUUUUGUAGCAUCAAUACUAAAGUAGAUCUACUAAGUUAAGCAAAAUCUUGGACAAAUGAGAUAGGAGGAUUAGAAUAAUUCGGGAUAGAUCGAGAAGAGCAAAAGCUUUAAUACCGGAGUAAAACCUAAUCGAUUUGCAUUUGAUACCAUAGUCCAUAGCAGAAUGAGUAAUAGAGAUAAUGAAAAUGGAUAAGGAAAAUAGAAGAGUAUCUCUGUUAUACAAACUUCAAUUUAAUCUAUCAAGGAAAGUGAUUCAUUCCAUAAUUCCCAAGAUGACUAAAAUUAGGUUGAUGUAUUGCCUGAAAUUGAAAUUUAGAAAGAAGAGGCUCCAUAAUCUUUUAUCUCAAGUUUUGUAGGAAUAGAUAAUAGUCAUGCAAGUAUAUUAGAAAUCCAAGAAAAAGAGAAUGAACAAAACUUUCCUCAAUAUGGAUGGCAUCUCGCAUCUUUUGAAACACCGCAAGAAUAAGUUUUCGGAAAUACAGAUCCGGAAUUCAAUAUUAAAAUUAAGGAAGAUUCAAGCUCUAUCAAGCAAGACAAAGAGUAAAGAAGAAUAGACAGAGUUAUCAAGGAAAAGAAUAAAUUACUAAGCAAGGAUUUAAAUUCAAUACUUUUAAAUCUAAUAAACAGGAAAAGAUUCAAAUAUACUGCACUAAACAUACUUGAGUAUGUCUUUAGCUGCUUAUGUUUGAAGAGAGGAACUAGUCUUAAGUAUAAGCAGAAAUUCAAAAAACAUUUUAUAUUCAAGAAAGGUCAAGAUAAACUGCUUGAAGAACUAGAUAUUGUAUCAAUAUUGAAAUCAAUGAGACAAGUCAAGCUGCUUACUCAAGUCUUGCUCAAUCAGAGACAGAAUAUGAUACUCAAAUUUCAGAGAAAAAAUCUUAUAGAAACUAGCUCAUCAUCUGAGGAUAGUGACAACAAUAAAAAUUAUUAUACAAGCAAACUAAUGGAAAGUAAAAAUCCAAUGAUUAGGCUAGUUAUUUUUGGAAAGCUUAAAAAGAUGGUUCAGUCUUAUAAAAAUCAAAAGCUAAAGGAAUUGGAUAAGAGAUUAUUAAGAGGGCUAUUUAUAAGAAAACUAAAAGAUUUUGAUGAAGAUCUUCAAGAUAAACUAAAAAAUAAGACGCUUUUGAUGCGACUAAGUGAAAUUUUGAUAAAGAAAUCUGCGAGUAGUAGUAUAGCUAAUGAGAGUAAUAACAAUGUUAAAUUUAUAACUAAUGAGAGUUAGAUGAAUGGUGAUCACUUAUUAAAGAUCAAACGAUUGGAAUAGUAUGGCGAAAAGUAAAGAAUAUAAUCAAAACAAAAUCAUAUAUUUCUUUAGGAUGGAUAAAGUGUUAAUGACUCAAUCUAAAGUAUAUCAAAAUCUAAUGCUAUUUCAAACAUUUAGAUUAAAACUGAUUAUUUACUUGAUUAAAUUAACUAGAAAGAAUUGGUUUUCAAUAGAACUAAAAAAAAGGUUUCAAAGGCUUAAUGA
Stylonychia lemnae is the source of this 1557-nucleotide messenger RNA. Lineage: Eukaryota; Ciliophora; Spirotrichea; Sporadotrichida; Oxytrichidae. The record is from the annotation of a GenBank genome assembly.